UGCUUAAUAUUAGGAUUUCGAACCCGAUCGAACGGUAAUUGUACUUGCACUUUAUGGAUUUCAUAGUACUUAGUUGUACCCAAGACUUUAAUAUGUUUUACGGCGUGACCGUGUUUGAGGGCAAAGCAAACAAAUGUUGGCAUUAGUAUCAAUAUCCAAAACAGAACAAAAACAACCCGAAGUUAGCACGAGGACGGAGCUGUAUCAAAGCAUCCUAAUUUUGGAUAGUUGAUCCGCCUAUAUAUUGAACGCGGGAAAUAUAACGCAAUUGAUGUAAACAGUACAGUGUUACGUCAUAUUCAGCGUCGUUAUUUAGCAAAUUUACAAACAUAGCGUCUGAACCACAACAACAAACAUGGCGUGAAUGGUGGAGUGAUUAUAUAUGAUUAAGAAAAUAAGAUUUACAUGCUUUUACGAAUUUUAUGUAACAUCUCAGAACGACGUGAACUAGGGUAAACGAGAUUCAAAAUGGAGAAAUACAUGUCCACGCGAUAGUAUUCGAAUUGACGCCAUUAGUACCAAAAUUUUCAAGUUCCAUAGUAUAGCUAGACUAUGGCAAAGCGGGUUCUUGUCACAGGCGCAUCAGGCCUCUUUGGAAGAGCUAUCUAUAAGGAAUUCUUGUCUGAUAACUCUUGGGAGACACUUGGUCUGGCUUUCAGCCGAGCGAAGGAAAGUUUAAAGAAACUAGACAUCACUGAUGAAAAUCAAGUCAAGGAAGUCAUCAACACUUUCAGACCCUCAGUAAUAAUCCACAGUGCUGCUGAGAGAAAGCCCGAUGCAGUGGAAAACGACCCUGAUGGAACAAAGAAGCUCAAUCUCUCUGCUACAGAUUACAUUUGUCAGGCUGCAAAAUCCGUUGGUGCCUGGGUUCUGUACAUCAGCACUGAUUAUGUGUUUGAUGGGAAAUCCCCUCCAUAUGAUGAAGAUGCAAAACCUAAUCCCCUCAACAAGUAUGGACAGAGUAAACUAGAGGGUGAAAAAAUUACAUUGGGAGCUUCUCCAGAGAACUCAGUUUUACGAGUGCCAAUCUUGUAUGGAGAUAUAGAGUACAUUGCAGAGAGUGCUGUUACAAUUCUGUUUGAGAAGAUUGUAAAAGGGUCUGAAUUGAUUGCAUCUGAUUAUGAAAAGAGAUACCCCACUCACUGUGAUGACAUAGCUUAUGUUAUUAGACAACUAGCAGAUAGGAGGCUUCAGGAUCCAGAAAAAGUUCAUGGAGUUUUCCACUGGUCAUCUAAUGAAGAAAUGACAAAAUAUGACAUGUCUAUUGCCAUGGCAUCAGCCUUUUCCCUGAGUACAGAAAACAUUAAAGCAGACAGGACUCCCUCUAAGGGAGCUCCCCGACCCUAUAACACACACUUAUCCUGCAAGAAGAUGGAAGCUCUAGUCUCUGGGAGGCAAACACCAUUUUCUGAGGGAAUAAAGACAGUCUUGCAGCCAUAUUUUAAUAAGUAGAUAGGAAUAUUGCUGUUUAAAAUAAAUGCAUUUAACUUAAAUGAGUGCUGACGUAGUUUUAAUGGCUUGCUCUGCUGUUCUUUGAUAUUUUAAUAUUGUGGGUUUCAAAAUGUAAACUGUCAAUGUAUAAUAUGCAAUGAAAACAAAUAUAAUAGUGUUUUGAAUUCUAUAUUACAAGUAUCUAUGAUGAACACUUUUUGGGAAACAGUCUAUGGUAAUAUACAAUAAAACAUUACAAACUC
Molecule: messenger RNA, 1694 nt
Organism: Ostrea edulis (European flat oyster)
Lineage: Eukaryota; Metazoa; Mollusca; Bivalvia; Ostreida; Ostreidae
Product: methionine adenosyltransferase 2 subunit beta-like
Exons: 6
Coding region: 553-1452 (299 amino acids)
Biological process (GO): S-adenosylmethionine biosynthetic process
Cellular component (GO): methionine adenosyltransferase complex
Molecular function (GO): methionine adenosyltransferase regulator activity
Source: RefSeq, a predicted model, not a curated record